AUGUAUAUGGUUAAAGGUGCAGCCUACGCCCAUACGGUGCCUGAAUACGACCGUUACAUGGACCUCAUAAGAGCUGCGAACCCUGCCCUAGCUACUUACUUAGAGACCGCAGAUCCGAAGUUAUGGUCGAGAGUUCAUUUUGAAGGUGAUAGAUACAAUAUAAAGACGAGCAACAUCGCAGAAUCUAUUAACUCGGCUGUCAAGAAAGCAAAAGGAUUACCUAUUCCUCGUCUUUUGGAGUUUAUUAGGGAGAAGCUCGGGAGAUGGUUUAGCAAGAGGCGGGAGGAUGCACUGAGUCUCACAACCAGACACAGCAGAGGUGUUGAGUACAUAUUGGCCAUACGGUCUUACUAUGCGGGAAGUAUGAUCGUAGAUCGCAUAGACGCUUGGCGCUUUCAUGUUAAAGGCGGGAGACGAGAUUCUGCAGCCGAAGCUAACGUCGACAUGUCCUAUUACGUAUGCGCCACUCAUUCGACGCCUUCCUUGUUCUCAACAUAUGCACAUCCGAUUUACCCCAAAGAGGGAACUGACUCCCACGUGAAGCCUGUUCGCUGUUUGCCUCCAGGGGAGAGUGUCCCUUCUGGAAGGCCGAAGAAGUCGAGGUGGCAAACUUGGCUAGAGAUGUCUAGGAAGAAAAACACAAAACCAAGGAAAACGCAUAAGAAGUACAGCUGCUCUAAGUGCAAGGAACCUGGUCAUACUCGCCCCAAUUGUGUCGCUGAAGACUGA
Molecule: messenger RNA, 729 nt
Organism: Microthlaspi erraticum
Lineage: Eukaryota; Viridiplantae; Streptophyta; Magnoliopsida; Brassicales; Brassicaceae
Source: the annotation of a GenBank genome assembly